Molecule: messenger RNA, 964 nt
Organism: Aethina tumida (small hive beetle)
Lineage: Eukaryota; Metazoa; Arthropoda; Insecta; Coleoptera; Nitidulidae
Gene: IPIP
Product: sesquipedalian-1
Exons: 4
Coding region: 57-722 (221 amino acids)
Biological process (GO): retrograde transport, endosome to Golgi; endosome organization; receptor recycling
Cellular component (GO): early endosome; recycling endosome; trans-Golgi network
Source: RefSeq, a predicted model, not a curated record
GCAAGUUUCUACAAUUUAUUAAUUUGACGGAUGAAAAGAGUGACAUUGAUACAAAUAUGAAAAUAAACGAGAAAAAUCUAAGUGCAUUCGCUGUUUCGGCGACGCCUGUUGACAAGGACGGUUAUUUAUCAAAAAGGGGGGAAGUGAAUAAGAAUUUCCAACGCCGAUAUUUUGUGUUGAAGGGCAAUCUGCUGUUCUAUUUCGAGAAAAAGGGCGAUAAGGAGCCAUUGGGCGUAAUAAUUCUUGAGGGUUGCACUAUAGAAUUGGCUGAAGAUGAGGAGCAGUUCAGUUUUAAAAUUGAUUUUCAUGGUACGAAUAAUAGAAGUUACAUUCUGGCUGCUGAAUCCCAGGAAUCAAUGGAACAGUGGAUGAAGGCUUUGGCAUGUGCUGGCUAUGAUUAUAUGAAACUUAUGGUAGCUGAAUUACAGAGGCAACUAGAUGAUAUUGAAGAAACACCGUUACCGCUAGCGCAAGCCGUGAAUUCUCCAAUUCCUCCACCAAGAAGGCAUAAUCCUUUCAACAGACCUGAUAACAGCCCACAUCAAAGAUCACAGAGCGUCAGAUCAAAUUCAGGACGAAUUGAAGAUUGUAGAAUAGUCGACUCCAAGACAAGUAUUUCCUUUAAAGAGUUACAUAAUUGGUAUGGAAGACCUAUUCUGAAAGAUUUCAAUAUUUGGAAACACCAACAAAGGAUGGCAACUGAUAAUUUAAUAUCUUUUUAGACUUAAUAGCGAAUUUUAAUCUUAGGUAUUUAUUGACUGAACAUUUUCAAUCAUGUAUUUGCGAAUCUAGUUAAUUAUAUAAAUUUUGUUAUUUGUAUAAUAAUUUGUGAAUUUUUUAAUGACCAACAUUUUAAUAUCUCGUUGAAUUAUCGACUACAAUGCAAUAAAACUGUAAUUUUACUUAUUAGUGUAUUUAGAUUAACUUUAUUUUUGUACCUUUUGCCACAAUCAACAUACAAGUA